Messenger RNA from Trichophyton benhamiae CBS 112371, 1974 nucleotides. RefSeq lists its product as uncharacterized. The transcript has a single exon. Gene Ontology annotation, molecular function: protein serine/threonine kinase activity; ATP binding. Gene Ontology annotation, cellular component: cytoplasm; autophagosome. NCBI's taxonomy places the organism in Eukaryota, Fungi, Ascomycota, Eurotiomycetes, Onygenales, Arthrodermataceae. The record is from RefSeq and is a predicted model, not a curated record. The coding region runs from base 1 to 1974 and encodes 657 amino acids. Gene Ontology annotation, biological process: protein autophosphorylation; peptidyl-serine phosphorylation; autophagy.
AUGGAUUGCUUGCGGGACAAGUUUAUCCAGGGGAAACUCCUCGACGGACGUUUCGAGACAGUUGCUCCGCUUAACCAUGGAUCCUUUGGCAUGGUCUUCCUUGCAAACGACACCCUCACCGGGGAGCAGGUAGCCAUCAAGUGCCUCACCAAGCCCUCGUCUGCGGACCCGUCCUCUCCCCUCUCCGUCGACGACCGCUCAGAGGAGAUGCAGUGCCACAUGAAACUCGGACAGCACCCAAACCUCGUCAACCUCGUCAGCAGCUUCGAGACUCAGUCCCACAUCUUCCUGGUCCUCGAGUACUGCUCCAUGGGUGACUUGUACGAGGCUAUCCGCAACAGCCGUGGGCCACUCGAGACUGAACACGUACGUGACUUUAUGCUCCAGCUCAUCGACGGCGUCGAGUUCAUGCACUCCAAGGGUCUCUACCACAGAGACAUCAAGCCAGAGAACAUCUUCCUCUGCCAGGAUGGCUCCAUGAAGCUUGGUGACUUUGGCCUGGCCACGAGCAGCCCCUGGUCCUUUGAGGCCUGUGUCGGUAGCGACCGCUACAUGGCUCCGGAGCAGUACGAGCCCACCGCGGCUGGCUACUCCCCUGCCAAAGCUGACAUCUGGUCCAUCGGUAUCUGUCUGCUCAACAUUCUCUUUGCAAAGAACCCCUUUGUCACCCCAACGGAGUCGGAUAUUCUCUUCGCAGACUACUCCCGUGACCGACAAUCGCUCUUUGACGUCUUCCCGAACAUGUCCCAGGAUACCUUUGAGGUGCUCAGACACUCCAUCGCCCUCAACCCAGAGAAGAGAUCGCUUGCCGGUAUGAGAGAGGCCAUCAUGCGUGCCGUCACUUUCACCACCGAUGAGGAGUCUCUCGAUGACUUCUGCACCGAGGAUCGUGACGUCGUUGCUGCUAGUGCUCACCGUGAGCCUCUCCGCACCCCGUCCAUCCAGACGCCGCAGGUCAACCAGGGAGAAUCCUUCCCAUGGGCAAAGGCUCUCCAGGUCUCCCCUCAGCAGCAAGGUGGUCGUCGCCUCUCCGUCAUCCCAGACACCGAGAGCUACAGCGAGGAUCUCUUUCCGGCAUCGGAGGUGGAUGGUACUUCAUGGUAUUCGACUCACGCCAUUUCUCCAUCCAUUGGUUCCACUCUGGAUUCAAGCUUGGGUGCCUCCUUCAAGUCGAUCAAGGCCCGCCAAUCCGCCUUACGCAACGCUCCUCGUCCAGCUCCCAUCAGCGAGUCUCUGCCUACCUCGGCAGCUCGCCCCAUUCCAUCCAUGUCCCUUGUCUUUGGCAAGCGCAGCUCUGACCAAGUGUCCAAGAGCUGGAGUGACCUUUGGGACGAGGAGGAGUCCGAGCUCGAGGAGGCUCGUCUGCGCAACCGCCAGGCCCAGAACUCCCGUACCUGGAGCAAGGAGAGCAACACCCCGGACGUUGCCGGUCUUGGACUGUCUGAAAUCGAGGAGCCGUCGUCCAUGCUCAAUGUUCAGCCAAUUCCCAUCGUCAAGGACGAGAAGAAGAAGAACAUUGCCGUUACCCCUGUCACACCAUCCAAGCCACGCAGUGUUCUUAGAGAUGGCAGCAACACCCCUGUCCCUCACGGUCGUCACUCGCCCUCCAAGAACACCAUCCUGGACAAAUGGGCUGCCCUUGGCAAGAAGCGCAUGAACCACACGCCUGAAAAGGAUUACCGUGCUGCUUCGACCCCCAAGUCCAAGGCUCCCAGCUGGCGCAAGGAACCACAGUACGACCACGGCACCUGGACCAAGAAGAAGUUCCAGUCAAAGGACAGCCGUGGCUACAACGGUCACCAGCAACAGCCCAUCGUCCAGCCAUACAUGCUCAGCAAGGAUUGGCGUCGCGACAAGGACCAGACGAUCAAACCAAAGAGAAGCCAGCAUUACCCCCACAUCCCCAUUUACUCCCCGGCGGCCAUUGAUGACGAAUUCGACUUUGUCGGCGGGUGGCAGGAUCUACACCCGUAG